Messenger RNA from Metarhizium acridum CQMa 102, 1980 nucleotides. It is a transcript of the gene NOP7, whose product is annotated as mRNA-binding ribosome synthesis protein nop7. Gene Ontology annotation, biological process: maturation of LSU-rRNA from tricistronic rRNA transcript (SSU-rRNA, 5.8S rRNA, LSU-rRNA); ribosome biogenesis. Gene Ontology annotation, molecular function: RNA binding. The record is from RefSeq and is a predicted model, not a curated record. NCBI's taxonomy places the organism in Eukaryota, Fungi, Ascomycota, Sordariomycetes, Hypocreales, Clavicipitaceae. Gene Ontology annotation, cellular component: PeBoW complex; nucleolus.
AUGGGUCGGAUAAAGAAGAAGGGCCAGGCCGGUGCGGCCAAAAACUACCUCACGCGAAACCAGGCCAUUCGAAAACUUCAAAUCAGCUUGCCUGACUUCCGUCAGCUCUGUAUUUGGAAGGGCAUCUACCCUCGCGAACCGCGGAGCAAAAAGAAGGUUUCCAAAUCCUCGACUGCCUCGACCACCUUUUACUACGCCAAGGAUAUUCAGUAUCUCCUCCACGAACCACUUCUUCAAAAGUUCCGGGACCAAAAGGUUUUAGAAAAGAAAAUUUCCAAGGCAUUGGGUCGUGGUGACGUCGGCGAUGCCAAGCGACUUGAAGGAAACGCUUCGCGACCAGAGAAGACCGGCAAGCCUCGAUACACUCUUGACCAUGUCGUUCGCGAGCGCUACCCGACCUUUGUUGAUGCACUGAGGGAUUUGGACGAUUGUCUUUCCAUGCUGUUUCUCUUUGCCAACCUACCGUCCACCUCUAGCGUUCCAGCCAAGAUGAUUGCUCGCUGCGAGAGACUUUGCCUCGAGUUCCAGCACUACCUUAUUGUUUCCCGAAGCUUGACCAAGUCCUUCCUUUCUAUCAAGGGUAUCUACUACCAGGCCAACAUCCAAGGUGAGGAUAUCCUCUGGCUGGUGCCUUACAAGUUCAACCAGAGAAUUGUUGGCGACGUUGACUUCAGAAUCAUGGGCACUUUUGUCGAGUUUUACAUGACCCUCUUGGGUUUCGUCAAUUUCCGUUUAUACACCUCCAUCGGUAUCAAGUACCCGCCCAAGUUUGACGCUGUCAAGGAUGAGAAUGCCGCCGAACUUGGCGCUUUCACUCUCGAAGGCAAAGCACUGGUCGGCGCUGAGGAACCAAAGAAGUUGGAAGAUGCUUCACAUAAGCCUGACCCCAAGACUCAGGCUGCGGUCAACAAGGUUCUGAAGACUCUCCAUAAUGGUGACGCAACAGAUGCCACGGAAGAGACCGAGAAUGGGACCACUGAGACUGAGGAAGCAAACGCGAGCGCCAUUGACAAGUUUGAACCCGCGGCUCCUGGUGGCGAUGUGCUGAUGCAGCCGUCUACUAAUGGAAACAAUCACGGGACCUUGUUCUCCAAUUUCACUUUCUACCUAUCUCGUGAGACUCCUCGACAGCCUCUUGAGUUUAUCUUGAAAGCAUUCGGCUGCAAACGUGUUGGAUGGGACCCUGUCCUGGGUGGUGGAGCCUUCACAACAGAUGAGUUGGAUCCCAAUAUCACGCAUCAGAUCGUCGACAGGCCGCCUAUCCAAGCAGCAAUGGAAGAAGAUGGCGACGCUGAAGAUAACCAAACGUCACAAAAGCUGGCUGUCAAUCGUCGGGUCCCAGGGCGGACAUACGUUCAGCCCCAGUGGGUGUGGGAUUGCAUCAACGACGUGGAACUCAAGGAGCCUCACCUGUACGGUCCCGGAGCAUCCCUGCCGCCUCAUCUUAGUCCCUUCGUAAAGAGCGUCCAAGGUUCAUACGAUCCUACAGUACCUUUAGAGGAGCAGGAGCCUGAAGAAGAGGCUCUGGAGGCUGAUGAGGACGGCGACGAAACUGUAGAGGGCAUGGACGUUGCCGAAGACGAGGAUGAGGAUGAGGGCGAAGAAGGCGAAGAUGAGGACGAGGAAGAUGCUGAGAAAAUGGAAGAAGAUGUCCAGGAAGAGGACGGAGAAGAGGGCGAAGAAGAGGACGAGGCUGCUCUCCGACAGCAAGAACUCGAGGCGGAGCUGACGGGCACCUCUGUCAAGGCCAAGACUACCAACAGUAAGGCCAAGGCCAAGGAACAAGCGCGAAAGGCUUUACGCAAGAAGGCCAAGGAAGAAGCCGAGGACCUUGAGCGUGCCAAGGGUAUGCUGAGCAAGAAGAAGAGGAAGCUCUACGAGCAGAUGAUCUACACAAAUAACAAGAAGAGCGCAGAAGACCAAAAGCUAAGAGCGAAGAGAAGAAAGCUGGAAAAGGGAAAGGCCAAGGGCAAGGCGUAA